Molecule: messenger RNA, 1223 nt
Organism: Westerdykella ornata
Lineage: Eukaryota; Fungi; Ascomycota; Dothideomycetes; Pleosporales; Sporormiaceae
Product: ubiquinone biosynthesis protein COQ9
Exons: 3
Coding region: 1-732 (243 amino acids)
Biological process (GO): ubiquinone biosynthetic process
Cellular component (GO): mitochondrial inner membrane
Molecular function (GO): lipid binding
Source: RefSeq, a predicted model, not a curated record
AUGUAUCAAAAAGGCGUAUUCUUACGACAACCUCUGUGGAAACAGAGGUCUGCCUACCAUUCCUACGAGCACCCGGAAUCGCCACCCUUCCCGCCCGCAGAAUCGGCAAUCCUCUCCGCUUCGCUAUCACAUGUCCCGGAUCAUGGCUUCACAUCAACUGCGCUCAAGCUAGGUGCGCGGGACGCAGGCUACCCCGAUGUAUCUACCAAUCUACUACCUCGAGGGGUAUAUGAUUUGGUCAAUUACCAUCUCGUCACGCAGCGGCUAGCUUUGCGAGACGCACUACAGUUUCCUUCGGACGCCGAGAAUGGAAAGCCCAUAGGCGUCGGGUCAAAGGUUAGGGCGCUGACUCUGGCGCGCCUCCGAGCGAAUGCACCUAUUGUGCACCGCUGGCAAGAGGCUCUCGCUAUCAUGGCACAACCCGGCUACGUGCCCGCAUCACUCGCCGAACUCGCACGCCUAGCAGACGAGAUCUGGUUCCUUGCAGGCGACACAAGCGUUGACAUGAGCUGGUACACCAAACGAGCGACGUUGUCAGCUGUCUACUCGGCUAGCGAAGUGUUCAUGACACAGGACACGUCGGCGGACUUUGUGGAUACGGAAAGAUUCCUCGACGCACGUUUAGCCGAUUUAACAAAGGUUGGAGGUUUGAUUGGGGCGCUAGGGGAAUGGGUUGGUUACACUGGACAUUCGGUGGUGAAUGUGCUUAGGAGUAAGGGAGUGCGUAUCUGAGGCAGGUGUGGGGAGCUCCCCAGUCAAUAGUGUAUAUCGGCGUACUCUGGACGGUGAGUAUCAGACGAAUUGCAAUCUGGCUAAAUGUGCAAUAGUCCUUCUGUAUCCAGUGAUAGCAUAAUUGGGCCAUGGCACGGUUGCUACAUGCAUGUCAGUACUGUACAUACAUUUUCGAGCGGAUACCCACACAGUACCAUCCCCCUUCCUCUAGUUCUGGGUCCAGAAGCCGGCAUGCACAGUACCACAGUACUGUAUCCAUACUUUAGUGUACCUAUAGUAAGGAGCAGAGACAGCGUGGACAUGACGGCGGAAGUCGCAACGCAGGGCAGGUGACGUGACGUCACAGGACAAGAAGGCGACGCUCCGUAAAGAAUUGUGCGAUGGUCAGGUCCACUUUGGGUGUCCCAACAAGCCAGUCCUUUGCUUCCCUCAAAGGAUGCAAUCCAAUCAGGUCCCCCAAAGGGUCACUGCGAAGAUGGGUUUCAUUGUGU